AUGGAAAAUCAUUGCGACGCUGAAGCUUUCCCCUCCGAUUCGAAGUCUCCUUCGUCAUCUUCCGAUCAUAGGUUUGAGGUUAAUGAGAAUCACGAUACAGAGCCGAUUGAUGAUAAUGAUGAUGAUGAAAUCCCAUUUCAAAGUCUCUACAACGAUACGGAGCUCGUAGAUAACGAAGAAACACUUGACCUCGAAUUUGGCGGUUUUGAUCAAGUGGUGGAUGAUAGUGAGGAUGAAGGAGGAGGAAAAGUAUUUGUGCUGGAGAGAAGCCUCAAAGUUUCUGAUACACUUUUGGAGUCUGAUGGAGCUAAUGAUCAAGAAUGUCAGAUAGGAAAACAAGAAUCAAACUGUGAUGUCGUUACUACUGGUUUCCAAGGCUCUUCUUCGAGGAUUACUGCUGAUGAUGAUGAUAGUCAUGGUCAAGGGCUGGAUUAUUUGGAUUCUCAGGAACCGGGAGAUGCAACACAAGCGGAAGCGCUUGGUUUUGUGGACCAGUUUUUGAUGGAUAAAGAUCUGGAUUUCUCACCGGUGAGUCUCCCGGAAGCUAGUGUGAGAAGGAAGUCGCCUCCUUUCUCAGGUGCAAAAGGACGUCAGUCUCUGGCCAAAAGAAUCAAGACCAUGAGUCCAGUUAAGAAAAUGAGUGUCUUUGAUUGGGAUUGUGAAGAUCAGUGUGAUGUGAGUGGCCCUCAAAAAUCUCAAGUCAUUGGUGCAAAGAAAAGGGAAGAUCCUGUUAAAGAUGAUGAUCCGUGUGAGAAUAAAAAAGUCUCAACUCAUCCCACAAAAAGAUUUAGACAGGGCAAUUCUGCUGAGCAUAACAAGAUGGAACAAGCAUCAGGUUUGAGUCAGGGCAUUAUGUUAAUCUCGCAGAUAGAUGCUCAGUUGCAGGAUAAAGCGUCAAAGGAGCAUUCUGAACCUGAGGAAGAUUUUGUUGAUGUUGGUAUUAACACUCAGAUUGCUGCUGAAGCAAUGAGUGCUUUACUGUUUGCUCCCUGCACUAUAGAAGUAGCUAGUGAAUCAGAAAUGAGGGAUCAAGUCAGUAAUCUCUCUGGAAGGAAUGAUAAUACCAUUAAGGGUAGUGCUCCAAACAAGAAGAGAAACUCUAAGAAGAAGAGGAAAUUUACUUUGAAAGAAAAAACCGGUACAAACGCAUCUUCUAUAACAUGUCUUCUAAACUUAUGUGAAUGGAGGCAUCCCAGGGCCAAAAGAUCACGUCUUAUUCAAACGCAUCACGUUCCACCUAGGAAAUCUUGGGGUGCUAGCUCAGCUAAAGACAGAAGCGAAACCAACACUCUGUCAGGUAGGUUAGUAGUAUCAUUAAGUGGGACAAGACAAACGUCUUCUUGCCAAUCAGGUGUCAAUUUGGAUGUUGCAAACCAUGCAUCUCCAAUGAAAAUAUAUGGCAGAAGUCAUAGAAGCUCUUGUGAUAAAGAUUUGCCUAGGCCAUUUCUUCGGAAGGAGAUUAAAAGGCUUGGAGGAUCAGAAAAGGUAGGUGACUUCAUGUGGAAAGACUUGAGGAGGCGAAGAAACUUGGCACAUGUUCGAGUCUUAUUCAGCAAUAACUUGGAUGAUGAAACAAUCAAGCAGCAGAUAAAGAUUAUGGUCCGACUGGGAAUUUCUCCGGCAGCUUCCUCGGCCGAAUCAACACACUUCAUAGCUGAAAGGUUUUCUCGGACAAGGAAUAUGUUGGAAGCCAUAGCCCUUGGUAAACCUGUUGUAACACCUCUAUGGCUGGAGAGCUGUGGACAAACAAGAUGCUUGUUAGAUGAGAAGAAUUACAUCUUAAGGGAUAGCAAAACGGAGAAAGACGGGUUCUGUUUGCUAACAUCCUUGGCCCGUGCAAAGCAGCGUCCCCUACUUAAGGGAUUAAAAGUCUGCAUCACUCCCAACAUUAAACCGGACAGAGGUAUGAUUGUUCAGUUAGUGAAGUUGACUCAAGGGAAGGUAGUCGAGAUAAGUGAAAUAAUUGCUAGAGAAAUUCCAGAUGAUCUACUGAUUCUUUCUUGCGAAGAAGAUAGAGAUUUAUGCCUCCCUUUCAUUAAGCAAGGAGCUGAUAUUUACACCUCAGAGCUUUUGCUGAAUGGAAUCGUGAUUCAGAAACUGGAUUAUGCCAGGCAUUGUAUCUUUUAAAAGGAACCAAAG
Messenger RNA from Eruca vesicaria subsp. sativa (arugula), 2139 nucleotides. The record is from the annotation of a GenBank genome assembly. NCBI's taxonomy places the organism in Eukaryota, Viridiplantae, Streptophyta, Magnoliopsida, Brassicales, Brassicaceae.